CUUCGCUUCUGACGACGCUGUACCUGCGAGCUUUAGCAAGUUCUACUUUGCAUCUCUACCCGACACUCGACCGAUCAUCAUGCCUGGAGUUCCGCCGGACGCGAUGGAGCAGAUGAAGAAGGCCUUCAAGGGUCUCUUCAAGAAGAAGUCCAAGAAGGAGGAGCCAAAGCCGACUGCGACCACGGAGACGCCAUCGCAGGCAACACCCGCCGCAGAGCCCGCGAAGACUGAGACGGCCCCCGCGCCCGCCCCAGCUACCGCGCCUGCGCCAGCUCCUGCGAAGACUGAGGCCACCCCAGCGGAGAGCAGCAGUGCGCCUGCGCCCGCGCCUGCCGAGCCUGUUCCAGCGCCAGCGCCAGCUCCUGCACAGGGCGAGGCCAACAAGGACGAGGUUGCUGCGCUUGCCGAGGUCAAGAAAGCCACGCAGACUCCCGAACCCGCAGGUGCUGUUGCGCCCGCUCCACCGACCGCUGCUUCAGCCCCCACGACUUCGACCGAGGCACCUGCCGAAGCCGCGACAAAGCCCGUUGAGGCCCCUACGACGACGACUGCAGAAGCCCCCGAGCCUUCCGAGCCCGCUGCGCUAGACAUGCCUGCGAUUCCCGCGUCUCAGCCAGCCGCUGGCAUGAGUGCGACCAGCGGACCGUUGAAUGACGACCCCUUCAGCCCCGAGGCCAAGGAGGAGAAGCCUGUAGCUCCUGCGCCCACCCCUGCUGCUCCCGCCGCAGUCCCCGAGGCCACCCCUGCGGAGAAGUAAUGCGGUAGACUUCAGCUACAACAGGACAGUCGAUGAUGUGCUGCACAUGAUUGUGUCAUUUCCGGUUGGAAGCCAGCUUUGCGUUGUUUUGCUGCAUUCGUGCCUUGUAUUGCACUAAUAAUAUACCCCAUUGCUGUUUGAGUAAGGCGAGCGUCGAGGUGUGGAGCGGUGGGAUGAUGAGAUGGUGAGAUGGUGAGAUGGUGGAAAGUGGUGCAGGCUCGGCGUCUCUAGCAAUCUAUAAAGUUCGUU
Parastagonospora nodorum SN15 is the source of this 1006-nucleotide messenger RNA. RefSeq lists its product as hypothetical. The transcript is spliced from 3 exons. The record is from RefSeq and is a predicted model, not a curated record. NCBI's taxonomy places the organism in Eukaryota, Fungi, Ascomycota, Dothideomycetes, Pleosporales, Phaeosphaeriaceae. Bases 80 to 757 code for a protein of 225 amino acids.